UCCACAAAAAUGUAGGUCGAAUAAGAGUAAUUUUUUUUUCUUCACUGGAUUUUUUGAAUAUAACUGUUGUAGGCUAUUUUAAACGAGUGUUGGAGAUGAAGUAGCUGAAGUCUUUUAUUUUAGUGAUGUCUUCUCUCAAAUACACAGUAGACAUUUGAUUUGGCUGCUUUUAAAUGUACCUGUUAUCAACCGAAGAAAAAAUUAAUCAGAUCAUGUUAUUUGGAAGGGAAGUUAAGACUUUGAAAGUUGUAUAAACCUUGAAGGUGUAGUUUAUAAAAAUGUUGGUAUACGUAGGUACCGAAAUUAAAAAAACUCUAACUACUGUCUACGCGAACCACAAUAUGGGUGUUGCCAACAGAGCUCUACAAAUAAAUAAACUCCUCGAAUCAGAACAAAAAACUAAACUAACAUCUUGUCUUAAUAAAUUUGAAGAAUCGGUUAAAACGAUACAUUUUGACGAACUUAAAGAAAGUGACUUUGUAAUCAGUAAUUCAAACAUUGGAAAUCGUGCUGACGAUUUAAUGAAGUUAAUUACUAACAUUCAGUCUUUGGGAACCUAUUAUGAGGACGAAUUUUCAUUAAACCAAUAUUUUUAUAGAGAAAUUAUACGUGAUGCUGAUUCAAUAGGAAAUAAUCUUAUUACUUACACUGACGACGAAAAAAAUGAUUGCAAAAAUAACUUCCUAUUUGAUACAAUGGAAUAUUACACACCUAUGCUUGAGAUUUUUGCAGGAUUCGAUAACUACGAUGAUUUUGUUAAACAAUCAGAAAUAAGAAUGAAAUAUCUACGUAAGUAAAUUUAAACUUAGUCAUGUCAAAAAUAAAAACAUUUUGAAUAGAUUUUUAAAUAAAAUAGUCAAAUUUUGGGA
Aphis gossypii (cotton aphid) is the source of this 869-nucleotide messenger RNA. RefSeq lists its product as uncharacterized. The coding region runs from base 279 to 797 and encodes 172 amino acids. Lineage: Eukaryota; Metazoa; Arthropoda; Insecta; Hemiptera; Aphididae. The record is from RefSeq and is a predicted model, not a curated record. The transcript has 15 exons.